Molecule: messenger RNA, 4259 nt
Organism: Syngnathus typhle (broad-nosed pipefish)
Lineage: Eukaryota; Metazoa; Chordata; Actinopteri; Syngnathiformes; Syngnathidae
Product: multiple epidermal growth factor-like domains protein 10
Exons: 21
Coding region: 451-3300 (949 amino acids)
Cellular component (GO): membrane
Molecular function (GO): scavenger receptor activity; protein binding
Source: RefSeq, a predicted model, not a curated record
UUUUUAGAGCAAACGUUUAAACUUAAGGUGUCAAGUGAACCAACAAUGUUUUUUAAACCCAGUAAGGAUACUUUUGCUUUAAUUUGUAAUUUUGGGCAUAGUGACGCCUGGCCGUAUUUAUUUACCCAGAAGUAGAGAAUCUCAGUGGUUGAGAAAGUAGUGACGUCACAUCCAUCCAUAGUAUGCAAGUGUUUUGGGUGCAGGAAAGACCCUUGCUGUACUCCAGAAACGUUUACUUUUCGCAUCCGAAGGAGAAUUUCCAACUUGUGUCUUUCAUCACCCCAACUUGCAUUUUCAAGCUUUUCAGAGAAACAGCAAUAGAAUUUGUUAUCGCUUAUUAAAGGACACCACCAACAUUUGUAUUGAAAGACGGACUCAUGAGGCAGGACAGGAUUGAUAUUCUUUCAUAGAAAAGGUGUCAAAGUGUAUCAAGGUUAAGUCCUGGGUGAGAUGGCCAUGCAGCUACAGUGCCACGGGACAGUCUUGUUGGCUGUGGCCUUUUUUUUUCUGCCUUGCAUCAUUUCCUCCCUGAACCUGGAAGAUCCAAAUGUCUGCAGCCACUGGGAGAGAUAUUCAGUGACAGUUCAAGAGUCCUAUGCCCAUCCUUUUGACCAGAUUUAUUACACCAGCUGCACAGACAUCCUCAACUGGUUCAAGUGUACCAGACACAGGGUAAGCUACCGGACUGCGUAUCGCAGAGGAGAAAAGACUAUGUAUCGUAGGAAAUCACAGUGCUGUCCAGGCUUCUUUGAAAAUGGAGAAAUUUGUGUUCCUCAUUGUUCAGAGAGCUGUGUUCAUGGUCGUUGUGUGGCCCCCAACACCUGCCAGUGUGAGCCUGGAUGGGGGGGGUCCAAUUGCUCCAGCACUUGUGACAGUGGCCACUGGGGUCCCCACUGCAGUAACAGAUGUCAGUGCCAGAACAAAGCUCUAUGUAACCCCAUUACUGGAGCCUGUAUCUGCACUCCUGGAUACAAGGGAUGGCGUUGUGAGGAAGUGUGUGAGGUGGGCACCUAUGGUAAUGGUUGCCAGCAGAAAUGCCAGUGCCGAAAUGGGGCUAAUUGUCAACAUGUGACUGGAGAAUGCAAGUGCUCACCAGGAUACACUGGACCUUUUUGUGAGGAUGUAUGUCCUCCGGGUAAACAUGGACAGCACUGUGAAGAAAGGUGUCCCUGCCAGAACGGCGGCAUAUGUCACCAUGUGAGUGGAGAGUGCUCUUGUCCGGCAGGAUGGAUGGGUACAGUAUGUGGACAACCAUGUCCAGAAGGAAGAUUUGGUCCAAACUGUUCCCAGGAAUGCCAAUGCCACAACAAUGCCUUAUGUAGUUCAUCCACUGGACAGUGUCUCUGCAGCCCCGGAUACAUGGGAGAACGGUGUCAGGAUGAAUGUCCAGUUGGUACUUAUGGUGCUGGCUGUACAAAGAGAUGUCGCUGUAAAAACAACAGCAAAUGCUACCAUAACUAUGGAAAUUGCUUGUGUGAGCCAGGCUACACAGGCGAGUUGUGUGAUGUUCAACUGUGUCCCAAACUAAACUAUGGCCUACUGUGUGAUAGGAAGUGUCCAUGCAACGCCCAGAAUACGCAGAGCUGCCAUCCAAUGUCUGGGGAAUGUACGUGUUUGUCAGGUUGGUCUGGACUCUACUGCAAUGAGACGUGUACCCCAGGAUUCUAUGGAGAGUCCUGUCAGCAGGUGUGCCAGUGCCAGAAUGGUGCAGAUUGCCACAGUGUAACAGGAAGAUGUAUUUGUGCUCCAGGCUUCUUGGGUUUAGACUGUUCAGUCCCGUGCCCAGCAGGCUCUCAUGGCGUGAAUUGCUCCUCCGUAUGUAAUUGCAAAAAUGGAGCUCAGUGUUCACCUGCGGAUGGAUCCUGCUUCUGUAAACCAGGGUGGCAUGGAGUAGAUUGUUCCAUCAACUGCCCGAGCGGUACGUGGGGUCUUGGCUGUAACAUGACCUGUCUGUGUGGGAAUGAAGGCACUUGUGAUGCAGUGACUGGUCACUGUACUUGUGCUGCAGGUUGGAGAGGAAUUAAAUGUGACCUGCAAUGCCAGGAUGGUACCUACGGCCUUGACUGUAAAGAGCGCUGUGAUUGUAGUCAUGCUGACGGAUGUCAUCACGCCACUGGGUACUGCCACUGCCUGGCUGGAUGGACUGGUAUCCACUGUGACAGCGUAUGUGCAGAGGGCCACUGGGGCCCAAACUGCUCCCUAGCCUGCAACUGUAAGAACGGGGCCUCCUGCUCUCCUGAUGAAGGGACAUGUGAGUGUGCACCAGGAUACAGAGGCAGCACCUGUCAGAGAACGUGUCCUCCUGGUUCAUAUGGUUAUGGCUGCCGGCAGUUGUGUGACUGUCUCAAUAACUCCACCUGUGAUCACAUCACUGGUACAUGCUACUGUCACGACGGCUGGAAGGGAGCCCGCUGUGACCAAGCUGGUGUUGUCGUUGACAGCCUCAACACCUUCACCAGUGCUGCAGUGCAGGUGGACACCUAUCAAAUUGAAGCCAUUGCAGGAAUUAUUGUGCUGGUCCUCCUUGUGCUCUUUCUCCUUCUCCUCUUCAUCAUCUAUAAGAAAAAGCAGAAAGGAAAAGAACCUCCAAUGCCAGUAGUGACAUACACUCCUGCCAUGAGGGUGACCACUGACUAUACCACCACAGAAGCUAAUCUACCACGUGAUGUGCACCCCAGUAACUACUUCUCCAAUCCCAGCUACCACACUUUGACCCAGUACACUACCCCACAACAUAACUCUCCAUAUGGAAAAAACAACAUAUUUAUGAAGUUGAAGAAUGUGGAAGGACGAAAGAGAUAUGCUCUUGCUGAUGCCACUGGCACAUUGCCGGCCGGCUGGAAACAAAGGGACUACUACUUCAAUGAACUUGGAGUUUGCGGAGUUGACAGUAGAUGCAUGGGGAAGUCUUUGCGAGACCUGGUGAAAGAAGGCAUACCAUAUCAUGGAAGCUCCAGCUCCCUGAACAGUUCUGAAAACCCCUACGCCACUAUCAAGGACCCUCCAAUACUGACAACAAAAAACACUGAAUGUGGCUAUGUGGAAAUGAAGUCACCUGCCAGACGGGAUUCACCCUACGCCGAAAUCUCUAGUAGCAGCAGUCUGACCAAUAACAAGAAUGUCUAUGAAAUUGAGCCAACUUUUAGCACUGUUCAUGGCACUGGACAAAGUAGCGACUGCAUGCAGCCAGGCCAGAACCCAUAUGAUCUACCAAAAAACAGCCACAUUCCUUGUCACUAUGAUGUACUACCAACCCGAGAAAGUCCAACGUCAGACCCAAAGGAGCUGGAGAGUGACUGACAAGAGAGAUUCACGGGAGUAAUAAGUUUUGUACCUCCACAAGUGGAAGCAUCAAAAGUUUGCAUUCUUUAAUUUUUGUCAUAUUGUGUUUUCACGCGUUUGUUUUAUAAUAUCUGUAAACAUAGUGGGUAUACAAAACAUAAUUUUACAGUUUUUAUUUUCAACUGAAAUCAUCAAGUAAGUCGAAUGAAAUAAUUGUAUAUGUUUAAUAUGUAGCACCUCAGACUAUUUUAUAAAAUUGUGUUUCCUGCCGGACACGUCUGUCUAAUAGUUGAGAAGUUGCGGUUCACAUUCUGAAUACACAUUAUACUUUAAUUCAGUGAUUCCCAACCGCGUUGCUGUAGCUUAUAGUACUUACUGUAUGUGUCGUGAAAGCUCAUCAUCAGUACUGCAGGAAAUUUUAAAAUGUUGCAUUUGUCCAAAAAUUGUUAACUCCAAAUUUAUCAUAACAGUGACACUCAUAACAAUUCAACACUUUUCUAUUAGAUUGCAGAAGUUAGCCACUUGCUGUGCCUUUCAUACAACAGAAUAUGUAAUGGCUUCCUGCAAGUAUAUUAGGUUUGUUUACUAUUAGACAGACACAGAUUUCACACUAAACUAAGUAAAUCUAGGAGUAAAUUGAGACAAGAUCAUCAUUAUUUUUGCAUGUUUUGUGAUAUUUGGUUUGUUUGUGCGAUAUGAGAAUUUUGGAAUGGAUAAAAAUGGGUACCUUGGCUCAGUAAAGGUUGGGAAACACUGACUAAAUUGAAUAAAAUAAAUUCAGCUAUAUAAAGAGCGAGAGUUGUUUUCUUCCUAUUAGUUUCAAUUCACAGUUUAAUUAGCAGUUUCAAUCAGCAAAUAACAAAAUGCGUAUUACAGGUAAUAUUUUAUUUCACAACACUUUGCCUUGUUCCUUUCGUCUCUGCUGUUCACUUCAAACACGCUCCAUACGAACGCAAUGCUCUCGUAUCAGACGCUUG